CUAGGUAUAAAAUUCUCACAAAUGCAGCAAGAAAGAAUUUUGAAAUACAAAUUUUGGAUGAUUUAAGAAAAACCAUCAUUUACUUAUUUACCAACUUGGUCGGGGAAUAGGCAAAACUCUGAUGCAUAGAAACCAAAUUUUACGUAGGAACUUCAGAUUUUGGUAUUAUCAUUUGAUAGGGAUUUGGUUGAAAUAUAUUUUAGUUCCAUAUAUUUCAACCAAAUCCCUAUUAAAAUCGAAACUAAAAAAUUGAGAACUUCAUAUGUAAAAUUAUUCUUUGAAUCUUGGAGAAGCAUUACAAGAUGCCAAUGUAUCUACAAUCUACGUAUAAAAAAUAAGUUUGCUCAUAUAAUGCUCGUAUGCGAAGACUAUACAGGGUGCCUCUAAAAGGUCUGUACAACACGCUACCAUAGGUUCUUUAUAAAAAUAGGCCGAUUUGACCCAACUCACGUCUAUCCAAAAGUGCUUCGGUAAGGCGCCAUCGACCGCCAAAGAUCUUUAAAAAAAAUCGUACUUUUUAUUUUAUCGGAAGAUGAUUUUACGGAUUAAAAUAAAAUUCGGGAUGUGAAUGUAAAAAGGUCUUUAUGAUAUCAUUUUUUUAAUUGUAGCCGCUGUGUAGGUGGUAUGGUAAAAUAAAAAAACUUUUUAACUAACCGUUCUGAAUUUUUACCCACAGGAAGACAGUUUAUUUUCAAGCAUUUUUUGUCUCUUGAUGAAUUUCAUUAUCUGUGAUGGUUUACCAAAAAAAAAAAAAGUUUAGGUAUGAUCUGGGGUAUGAUGUAUGGCAAUGGGAUCACUACCAAUGCGAUUGUUCAUAGCCUACCUCUAUUUCCAACUUGCACAGAUAUUUUCUAUUGCAACAUUCAUACUUAUUGUAAAUGUCGUGCAUCAUUUUAGUUUUUUUUUUUCGUAAACCAUCACAGAUAAUGAAAUUCAUCAAGAGACAAAAAAUGCUUGAAACUAAACUGUCUUACUGUGGGUAAAAGUUCAGAACUGUUAAUAUGACCGUUAAAAAGUUUUACACCUCUUUAGAUGUGGAUGGCCAGUAUUUUACCAUCUACAUAGCAGCUACAAUUUAAAAAAAUGAUAUUAUAAAGACCCUUUUUACAUGAGACAUUCACAUCCCGAACUUUACUUUAAUCCGUAAAACCAUAAAAAAUACGAUUUUUUUAAGAUCUUUGACGGUCGAUAGCGCCUAACCGAAGGAUAGAGGUAAGUUGGGUUAAAUUGACCUAUUUUGAUACCAAGAACCCAUGCUAGCGCUUUGUACAGACCUUUUAGAGACACCCUGUACAUGUAUAUUAAGAUUUAUCAAUUUAUGGCUUGAAAAGAAAUUCCUAGAGCUUAGAAUUUGGACUACAGCAAGGAUUUUUUAGGUGUUUGACAUAAUGAAACCAGAUGACAUUGCUUUUGAAGCGAAGAAGGAUCUUUUAAUAGCCAAUUUUGGCGAGUCUUAUUUAAAAAAACAUAGGCGUGAAAGAAUGGCCUAUUCAUGCAGUAAUAGAAUGCGUGAACUUUCAAGGAUAUUAUUAAAUUUUCGCAUGAUAACCAAUAAUAAUAAAGCUAAUUUUAAAGAUAUAUUGCAUCCUAAACACUUCGAUACUGUAUUAAUGGCAGUUCGGAAGAUUAGUGGUUUUGACCACGAAAAGAAGUCAUUUCAAACUCCAAGUUUGGCUAUGCAUCUAGGAACCUCAUUAAAAUUAGCAUGCGAUGAACUUACACACCUGGUAUUAAAACAAAGUAAAGGUUUCAGAUGUAAAUCGGCGGAAGAUGCCCAGGUUUGGCUUACGAAUAUUAAGAAUUUUAAGAAACUGGUUGAAUCGCGAUGGACCAUAGAAAUUUCGUCUUUAGCUAAUAAAGAUCUUCAAGAAAAGCGUUGGAAAAAGCCGCUAUUACUACCAUUGGUGAGCGACGUGAAAAAGUUUAGAGACGAAGUGACUAAGUUGGCAAAUGACUCCGUAUCCCAGCUACUUUUAAAAGAGAAUAAACGCGCAUUUAAAUUAUUAAUACAAUGUGUCUUAUCGUUACUAAUUUUGUUUAAUCGUCGCCGAAUAGGUGACGUUCAAUAUCUUAAGAUCAGCGACUACAAAUCAGAUAAAAAGAGCAACUACACAGAUUUCGACCAUGUACUUACGGAUGUGGAAAGAUCAUUGACCCAAAAAUACAAGAGAGUACUCAACAGCGGUAAAGGUUCGAGGGCUGUUGUCAUACUUAUACCUGAAGAACUGCAAAACAUGAUUAAUGUUUUAUUAGCGGAGAGAAACAAGUACAUAUUAGACUCUAACAAUGACUAUGUGUUUGCCAUGCCCGACAGUACGAUUAAAUGGGGAAAAGGUGAUGUGGCAAUUCGGGCAUUGUGCAAAAAAAUUCAAAUUGAAAACCCUAAAGCUAUUUCAAGUAACAACCUGCGGAAACAGAUUGCCACUGUAACCCAAAUUUUAAGUUUAAAACCAGAAGAGGCAAAACAGUUUGCAAAUUUCAUGGGGCAUACUCAAAAGACUCACGAUGAGUUUUAUGAAUUACCGGUUGACAUUUACCAAACUGCAAAGGUGUCAAAAUUGUUGAUGAUGAUGGAGAAAGGAUCUAUGCCAAUCGAAUAUAAAGGAAAGUCGUUGGAAGAGAUUAAUAUAGAUUUUAACCUAGAAUAUGCGGAGGAAGACAAAAUUGACGGCACAAUAAAUAAAAGAAGUGAGGAGCCUCCAGGAUUUUAUGCAAACGAAAGAUCUAUUGAGAUUGUAAAUACAGGAUUUAAUGAUGUGAAUGAUCGAGAAAAUCGAAGUCCCUGUUCCUCUCCCCAAGAGGAAUUAUCAUCAGAUAUAACUGUUGCAGCUAAUGAAAGGUCUCGGACAGUACCGCAAAUACCAUCAGAUUUACCGAUCCAUGCGUCACCAAAAACAUCUCGGAUAGUACAGGACAGACCAUCAGAUUUAAUUGACGCUGAUAGUGUAGCUGAAGUUCCAAAGAGAAGUGGACAGAGAACCUAUUGGUCUAAUCGGGAACUUCAUUUAUUAAAAAAAGAGUUCAGUGUCUACAUUAAUAAAGGUACCUAUCCAGCAGGGAACGACAUAAAGGAAUUUCUUGAAAGAAAUGGAAUAAACAGAAGCGUCAUUGUAACCAAAUCAAAGCUACAACAUUUGAUUAAAACUAAAAAAGGACUAUAAACUACAAGAAAUGUUACCUUUAUUUUACGUAAUAGAAUACAUUUUUAUUUUAUUCUUCCACAA
Photinus pyralis (common eastern firefly) is the source of this 3224-nucleotide messenger RNA. RefSeq lists its product as uncharacterized. The transcript is spliced from 9 exons. Gene Ontology annotation, biological process: DNA integration; DNA recombination. Gene Ontology annotation, molecular function: DNA binding. NCBI's taxonomy places the organism in Eukaryota, Metazoa, Arthropoda, Insecta, Coleoptera, Lampyridae. The record is from RefSeq and is a predicted model, not a curated record. The coding region runs from base 1389 to 3161 and encodes 590 amino acids.